UCCACUUUUGUCCACUUUUGGACCCUUUUGUCCACUUUUGGACACUUUUUCCACUUGGUGUCCAAAAGUCACGCUAAUUCUCAAAAUUGCCCAGCCUGCUGCUGAGGACCCUUAAGACCCCUUCAAACCAUUUUCUGGGACCCUGCAACAGCUGUUCUCGUCCAGAGUAAGUCAACAACAACAACAACAACAAAAACCAAACAAUCGGAAUACUCAAACAAACUAGCCAAUCCAUUGCAUACGACGAAAGCUUAAAAAAAAAAAACAGAUUUCUAGCAGUGUCCCAGAAGUUUGUUGUUGUUAUCGGAUUGACACACCCCUUGGCAUCCCAUGAUACUCAUGAGAUGUUGAAAGAUCUGCAUUCGCGUUUACCCUAUUGGGUGAGACGGCGGGUGUCGUUCCAACAACGGACCGCCACUUGUCUCAUGAUCGCCGCCGUGGUGGCCGCCGUCUUUGUCAUGGUCCAAUUGGCCAUCUUUAUGUACGUGAAGCAGUACGAACAAUAUCAGGCCGAUCUCAUGGGCAAAGUCCAGAAGAUGAUGGUCAACUUGAAGGCUAGCUCCGGCCAAACGCCGGUUCAAAGUCAGGAAGGCCGUCGAUUUAGCGGUGCUGCCAUGCCCGGGGUGCCCCUGGAUCAGCGGAUGUUGUACACGGCUGAUAAAGACCAAGCAUUUCAUUGCUUUCAAAGUGGGCGUCAGAUCCCAUUUGAUCAGGUCAACGAUGAUUACUGUGAUUGUCCCGAGGAUGGUUCUGAUGAGCCCUCGACUAACGCUUGUGCCUUGGGAUCCUUUGCUUGCUCCCAAGAUGAUCGACGGAUACCGCAAAGUCGUGUCAAUGAUGGGAUCUGCGAUUGUUGUGAUGGCUCAGAUGAGUAUCGAGCCAAAAUCUGGCCCGACCCUUUACCGGAUAAAGUUCAACUCAAACUUGGGCGCUUCCAAUCCCCAUGCUCCAACCAUUGUUAGGGACUGUUGGAUGGCGAACACCGUAAUUCAUACAUGCAGUCAUGGGUUUGAGGAACUCGUGGGACAAAUAAUCACCAACUUUAUUCUGUA
Tigriopus californicus is the source of this 1052-nucleotide messenger RNA. RefSeq lists its product as uncharacterized. Gene Ontology annotation, cellular component: glucosidase II complex. Gene Ontology annotation, biological process: N-glycan processing. The record is from RefSeq and is a predicted model, not a curated record. Gene Ontology annotation, molecular function: protein binding. The coding region runs from base 345 to 962 and encodes 205 amino acids. NCBI's taxonomy places the organism in Eukaryota, Metazoa, Arthropoda, Copepoda, Harpacticoida, Harpacticidae. The transcript is spliced from 2 exons.